AUGGCUCAACGUCCUGGUCCGCAGAGCGAGGGUGCUCGAAAAAACUCGUCCUCGCCAGCCGAGCCGCUGCUACCGCAGUUCUCAGACCCCUCGUUUGACCCGGUCGAUUUCCUCAACGACACUCUUCCGCCGCUAAAUACUUCGCAAUCACGCUCGGCAGGCGGCAGUUCGAUUGCGGAUGUCUCUGCCCGGACCCAGUCGCUACUCUCCCAGAUCACCGCACAGAACGCCCGGCUAUCGAACACGCUGAACCAGCUUACUGACGAGAUAAUACGAAGCAGUGGACGGCUGGCGUACGAAGUAGAGGUGCUACGCGGGGAGACAAUCGGCCUCUCAGACACCCUCACAGACACUCUGCAGGAUGAUAUUCGCAGCCUCCUACCCCAGGGCCUGCCUGAACCUACCUCUGCCGCCGUCCAGGAAGAUGUACAUCCAACGAACGAAAAAGGGGGCGAUAAAGACCCAUGCGCAAAGACCCAUUCGGAGGUCACACAAGAAGACCCAGAGUAUAUAUCUCGCCUACGGACGUUGAUGCAGGUUAGAACUCGACUAGAAGAGGUAAUACAGGUAUUUGGAGAUGCAAUGGAGUGGCCGCUGCCUCCAUCAGAGGUCUCAAUUACCUCCUCAUUUAUAUCCGUCUCAGCUCCUGAAGCUGGCCCUGAAUCACGGAGUCUGGAAGAAAAAGGCCGCGAGGUAGCAAAGAAGUUCAGGUCACAAGUCACCGGGCUGCUGGACAGCAACGGUGGGGGGGAAGCCGGCUUGGAAGCAGCAGCCCGCCGAGUUGAGGAGUUACGGCUCCUCGCGGGCGUAUGGAAAGGUACGGUAGAAGAGAAACCGAGACUCAAGUUCGUCGACAGUCUUGCAAAGAUUGUUGAGGACAGGCGGAAGGUCCUCGAAAGCCAGGCAAGGGAAAGAGAGGAAAAGGAUAACCGAAAGGCUGUUGGGACUGCCUCGAAGGGCAGAACCUCUGAACUUCCUUCACGUGAAAAGCCAGAGAGCACUGGUAGUGGACUAAUGCGCAAUUUACAACGCUUGAGAGAUGAGAUAUACCUUGAAUAG
Molecule: messenger RNA, 1059 nt
Organism: Nannizzia gypsea CBS 118893
Lineage: Eukaryota; Fungi; Ascomycota; Eurotiomycetes; Onygenales; Arthrodermataceae
Exons: 1
Coding region: 1-1059 (352 amino acids)
Source: RefSeq, a predicted model, not a curated record